Messenger RNA from Anolis sagrei ordinatus, 2651 nucleotides. RefSeq names its product bone morphogenetic protein 4 (gene BMP4). Gene Ontology annotation, molecular function: cytokine activity; growth factor activity. Gene Ontology annotation, cellular component: extracellular region. The record is from RefSeq and is a predicted model, not a curated record. Gene Ontology annotation, biological process: BMP signaling pathway. NCBI's taxonomy places the organism in Eukaryota, Metazoa, Chordata, Lepidosauria, Squamata, Anolidae.
CGUGACCCUCCCCGGGGCUGGAACCGAGAGAGGGAGAGAGGGAAAAAAGUUGUGGGGAAGAAAGCAGCAAUCUCUUGGCUGGCCCGUCCCAGUCUACUCCAAGCGGUGCAUUUGGCAGGAGGCGCUCCGGAGCGGCAGCAAGAGCAGCAGCCGGCUCUUCCCUCCCAUGCUCGGCACCAGAGCCCUCCGCACUGCCCCCUUUGAUCCGCGUCGGUCCCCGCUUGCCUUCCCCGCGCCAGGAUCCCCGCUUUUCCCUCCCACGGAUCCUACGAGCUCCGCACUGGCUGUCAAGAAGAACCAUGGACUGUUUCUAUCUGCCGUGCUUUCUGUCAAGACACCAUGACGCCUGGUAACCGAAUGCUGAUGGUCCUCCUAUUGUGCCAAGUGCUGCUCGGAGGGGCGACUCACCGUGCCAGCCUCAUCCCCACCGAGAUUGGCAAGAAGAAGGUGCCGGGGGACCUCCACCCUCACCACCCGCAGCAGCCGGCGCCUCGAGGGGGGGACCAAAGGGGCGAGGGUGUGGGGGGCGCUUCCACGGGCUCCUCUCGCCGCCCUCUGCCCAGCCAUGAGCUGCUCCGUGGCUUCGAGGCCACCCUCCUGCAGAUGUUCGGCCUCCGCCACCGGCCCAGGCCCAGCCCGGAUGCUCUGGUGCCCUCCUACAUGUUGGACCUCUACCGCCUCCAGUCCGGGGAAGGGGAGGACCGCCUCCAUGACCUCAGCCUCCAGUAUCCUGAGAAGCCCACCAGCCGUGCCAACACCGUCCGCAGCUUCCACCACGAAGAACACCUGGAGCAAGUGCCGGGUUCAGAUCCCCGCCUGGGCCGCUUCCGCUUCUUCUUCAACUUGAGCAGUGUGCCGCUGAUUGAGGCCAUCUCUACCGCGGAGCUACGUCUCUUUCGUGAGCGGGUUCCUGAGGCCGCAGAGGAGGAUGAGCAUGACCUCCACCGGAUCAAUGUUUACGAGGUGAUGAAGCCGUGGCGGGACGGGGAGGACCCGGUCACCCGGCUGCUGGACACUCGCCUGGUGCGCCACAACGUGAGUGGCUGGGAGAGCUUCGACGUCAGCCCGGCGGUGUCGCGAUGGACGGCGGGCGGUCAGCCCAACCACGGCUUGGCGGUGGAAGCCAUCCACCUCCACCCCAAGCAAACUCAGCAGGGCCGGCAUGUCCGGAUGAGCCGCUCUUUACCUCAAGGCGGGGGGCGCCUAGAGGACAGCGCUUGGGCCCACUUGCGUCCACUUCUGGUGACUUUUGGCCACGAUGGUCCCAGUGGCUCGGCCCUGACACGCCGACGGAGGGCUAAGCGGAGCCCCAAAGGACCAGGUGGCUCUGGCGGGCGGGGACAACGCAAGGGCAAGAAGAACUGUCGGCGCCACGCCCUCUAUGUGGACUUCAGUGAUGUGGGUUGGAAUGAUUGGAUUGUGGCUCCGCCGGGCUACCAGGCCUUCUACUGCCACGGUGACUGCCCCUUCCCCUUGGCCGACCACCUCAACUCCACCAACCAUGCCAUUGUCCAGACUCUGGUCAAUUCCGUCAACGGCAGCAUCCCCAAAGCCUGCUGUGUGCCCACCGAGCUGAGCGCCAUCUCCAUGCUCUACUUGGACGAGUAUGACAAGGUGGUCCUCAAGAACUACCAGGAGAUGGUGGUCGAAGGAUGUGGUUGCCGUUGAGGACUGGUAUCAAAGAGGGAGCGGGCCAGCCAAGGAGCGUUUGCUGGGGUCGGAGUGAUGGCGUUGGACUACAAAGCCCAACAUCCAUAGGAAGAUGAGUCAGGAGUUCUGGGAUGAAGAACAACCAGCCAAGGGACAGACUGGACAUGGGAAGGAGACCAGAAUUGGUGGGCAAAAGAGUGGGCUCCAAUCCAAUCUAGGAGUUUUAGAUUAUCACACUAUACUGUUACAGCAUUGUUCUUCUACUAUUCUUCCUGUGGAAGCCUGGGAUUUGCAGUUUAGGGAUGGGCCUUUAAAGUUCUCAGCCACAGAGAUCUUGGGCCUCACUACAAACUACAAAGCUCACGAUUCCACAGAAGGCAGCAAUAGCAGUGAAAGUGGAAUAACAGUGCUUUAAUAGUGUGGUGUGAUAAUCUUCUAGGCCCUCUCCUUUGCUGAACGUUGUCAUGCUCAGAGAAUUAGAGAGAGCAGUGCUUGGGAAAUGGACUUUGUGGGACUACAGUGCCCAGCAUCCCCAGGAGGAUGGAUAUUUGUGGGGCUUUUGGGGAGAUUUGGUCCUUCCAAGGGAAGGUUUCAGGGCUUUGCGAGACUAUAGUGCCCAGCAUCCCAAGUAGGAUGGGGUUUUUUUGAGGAUUUCUGGAGAUUUGGUCCCUUCUGAGCUCAAGAGUUCUUGGGGAACUCUGAGAAGGAGAAAAUAGUUGGGAAAGAGGGAUUCUGGAAGCUACAGUCCAAAAAGGUAACAAGGAAUUAUGGAAGAUUUGAGGAUUCUGGGAGCUGCAAUAUCAAAUCCUAACUUUUCCAAGCUCAAAGAAAGCGGGGCAGGAAUGUUUGAUAAACUAUUUCUAUAACGGCGCUCCAUGCAGUCAUGCCGGCCACAUGACCUUGGAGGUGUCUACGGACAACGCUGGCUCUUCGGCUUAGAAAUGGAGAUGAGCACCACACCCCAGAGUCAGACAUGACUGGACUUAAUGUCAGGGGACUAC